AUGCAGAGUAUUCAUGCUCCAAACACGUUAUCCAAUGCAGCGCGGUUUCUCAAUUCUGUGUGUCCCGGGUACACUGAGCUUGAAGAGAACUUUCAUUACUCGCUAGAGGACAAAUCUGUUCCACUUUCAACAAAAGAAAUUGGUUGGCCAAUAUCAAAUAGGCAAAAUGGGCAGAAUGGACAGAAUGGACAGUCUAUUAAUCCGCACUCAAAAUUGGUGCUAGAGAAAGAAUACUUGAAUAUAAGUCGGCCGCCACUAGGUCAAUUGGAGUCUACUACUUAUGUUUCCCUACCGCUUCAUCUAGUUACCGAGUUUAAGAAAAUGGUAAACACCUGCGAGAGGGCACAAGAGGGAAACAUGUAUAUUGGAGCAAAUGUGAAUCCUCUCACUCCUGAUCCCUUUCGAAAUAUAAACCUCAAUCCUGGAGCUAUAUCCACCAUCAUUGAAACAAAGACCGAGUUUCAAUCAAGAAACCCUUUCAAGAAAGCCAAUACCACCACCACAAAUAUAGAGGGAUACAAAGAUCUCACAAAUAUAGAGGGAUACAAAGAUCUCACGAAUAUAGAGGGAUACAAAGAUCUCACGAAUAUAGAGGGAUACAAGGAUCUCACAAAAUGUCUGGAUAUCACAAUUUUGGCUUGGAACAACAAAUUUUCGUCUUGUGGGAAGUUGCUCGUGUCAUCGCAUGUCAAUGUGUUAAACAUUUUUGGUUUGGACGAAACCUCAAACCUCGUGUACACGAAAAAGAAACACCAGAAGCAAGGAGGAGAUGGUGGGAAACUGAUGGAAGUUUUGGUUGAAACACCCCUUUUACGACUCAAAUUUGAAGAUACAUCAAUCAUCACUUCUCAGUGCGCAUUUGUUUCAAAUGGUGAAACUAUUAUUGUUUUAGGGUUCCAUUCGGGUGAUAUCAUGAUUAUUAAGCCGCAGAUAUUGAAACUAAAGAGUUUUGACCUAAAGGUCACUAAAUCUGAAGCUUCUCUAGAAGCUGUUGGUGUUUCAGUGGUUGCUCUUGUGCAUCAUCCCAAAUAUGAAUUUUUGAUAAUUGCCGGCUACACAAAUGGAGAGGUUCUUAUCUUGAACCCCUUUGGUAUAGAGGACUUGACUCAAUACAGGAAAAGUAUUAAAGAAAAAAAUCCAAACGUUACUAUAUUCAGAAUGCACGACUUGAGUCCAAUUGGAGAUGCCAAGGAUGAUGUGAAACUACUUGCUCAUUUCAAGAUAAGUCAUAAGGCUAUUACUGCAAUUACUUCCACAAUGACCAUUGAAAAUGUACGUGACGCUGGUUUACAGCCUUUCCUACUAGCUAUUGCGUCUGCUGAUGGGUUUGUGAGGUUUAUUGAUUUGAUGUUCACUUUCCGUAUAGAAGAAAACAGGUCGAGUGGAACAACCUCAAUGGUAACCGAUAUUAUUUCAAACUACUUUAAUACAGGCAUCACGCAUAUUAUGUUUAGCCAUGACUACAAGUUCUUUUGCAUACUGGGAAGAGGAGAUUUAAUUGAAGUGUUUAAAAUGUCUUAUUAUGAUGUUGAUGGGCUUUUGCGAAAAAGCGAUAGGCAACAGGGAAGAUCCAGAAGCGGAACUAUCAAUAGCAGAACCUCUGGUGCCAAUGCAGCAGAAGGUCCGCCACGAGCACAAACACAACAACAACAAAACCAAUACCACAACCACCAUCAUCACCACAACCACAACCACUUCCUGUUCCCGCCUAUAAUCAAAUGCAUCGAAAUUGUAUGUCGUAUUAAAGGUCAUGCUAACAUUGUCAAUUCUGUUCAGUUUAUGAAGGAUAAUGGUGAUCUGCAGUCAACAUACAAAAUAGUUAGUUGUGGUGGUGACGGAAAGAUUUUCGUAUGGGAAUUCGACUACAAAGCAUUACCAAAGGUGAAAAAACAGCAGCAGCAGCAGCAGCAGCAACUACAACAACAACAACGGCAACAACAACAGACAAGUGUACACCCAACAUCACACAGAGCUCGAGAAAGCCGCAGGUCAAUGUGUGAAAGAAAAAGCAGCGUUCAAAUACUACUACAUAGUCCAAGUCCAGCCUCUAAUAUUCAGGGCAGAACAGCCCAACGUAGAAACAAGUCGGAGGACCCUAUUCAUAAAAAUCAAUCCUUGGCCACGCCGCUGCUAGUGAAAAAGAGCGCCAAUUUAGCGAGCAUUUUAAGCAAUGACGAAAAUUCAAAACAAGAAGAUGCGAUUGAAGUUGCCGCUUCUUUGUACAAGAAAUUGCAAGACAUAAGAAAUCGAAAGAAUGUGCAGAAAGUGUUUUUACAAUAUGGAACUAUUAUAUCACCCAUUGUAAACGACAAACUCGUUCCUUCGAUUGGAAUUCCUUUAGUCACGAUGGAUUUAUCCAGUAUAAUUCCAGAUGGCAAGAUUAAUAAUGUGAUGAUAGACAAUUGGUCAUUAUGGUGUUUUUGUAAAAACGGCGAUCUAUUUAAGUAUAAAAUUGUAUAA
Molecule: messenger RNA, 2460 nt
Organism: Lodderomyces oxycetoniae
Lineage: Eukaryota; Fungi; Ascomycota; Pichiomycetes; Serinales; Debaryomycetaceae
Exons: 1
Coding region: 1-2460 (819 amino acids)
Biological process (GO): carbon catabolite repression of transcription
Cellular component (GO): cell division site; nucleus; cell tip
Molecular function (GO): protein binding
Source: RefSeq, a predicted model, not a curated record